CUCCUCCUCCUCCUCCUCCCCUGCGGCGCAGAGGAGUGUCGUGUAGAGGGUUCUGGUGUUCUGACACACUGUUAAAUCGUUGUAAAUGAGGGAUAAACCCGACAAAUAAGCCACCGUGAGCACAAAUAAGAAAUAAAGCUCCCUCUAAGUGCGAGGGCGGCGAGCAGAGACACGGGAGAACAAAUAAACAAACCCGUCCCUGUUCUGAGAAGCCGAGGAGGACUACUGCACCGCAAAGAUGGGGAACCGGGGAAUGGAGGAUCUGAUUCCUCUGGUGAACCGCAUGCAGGAUGCUUUCUCCGCCAUCGGACAAAACGCGAACCUGGACCUGCCGCAGAUCGCGGUAGUGGGCGGCCAGAGCGCAGGGAAGAGCUCGGUGCUGGAGAACUUCGUGGGGAGGGAUUUUCUUCCUCGUGGUUCUGGUAUUGUGACCCGCCGUCCUCUGGUUCUGCAGCUGAUAAACUCCCCCACAGAACAUGCUGAGUUCCUCCACUGUAAGGGGAAGAAGUUCACAGAUUUUGACGAGGUUCGUCAGGAGAUUGAGGCAGAGACUGAUCGUAUCACAGGAGCAAAUAAAGGCAUCUCCCCAGUACCCAUCAACCUGCGUGUCUACUCUCCUCACGUGUUGAACCUGACGCUGGUGGACCUGCCGGGGAUGACGAAGGUUCCUGUUGGCGACCAACCAGCAGACAUUGAGUUCCAGAUCAGGGAAAUGCUUAUGCAGUUUGUCACUAAGGAGAACUGCCUGAUGCUGGCCGUGUCCCCGGCCAACUCUGAUCUGGCCAACUCUGACGCUCUAAAGAUUGCCAAAGAGGUCGACCCUCAGGGUAUGAGGACCAUUGGUGUGAUCACCAAGCUGGACCUGAUGGAUGAGGGAACAGAUGCUAAAGACAUCCUGGAGAACAAGCUGCUUCCUCUUCGAAGGGGUUACAUUGGUGUGGUCAACAGAAGCCAGAAGGACAUCGAUGGGAAGAAAGACAUCACUGCUGCUAUGGCUGCAGAGAGGAAGUUUUUCCUCACCCAUCCUGCGUACCGACACCUCGCUGACCGGAUGGGCACGCCGUACCUCCAGAAAGUUCUCAAUCAGCAACUGACCAACCACAUCCGAGACACCCUUCCUGGCCUGCGGACCAAGCUACAGAGUCAGCUCCUCUCCAUAGAGAAGGAAGUAGAAGAAUACAAAAACUUCCGACCUGAUGAUCCAUCUCGUAAAACCAAGGCACUCCUCCAGAUGGUGCAGCAGUUCUCUGUGGACUUUGAGAAGUGUAUAGAAGGUUCUGGAGACCAGAUCGACACAGCUGAGCUGUCAGGUGGAGCCAGGAUCAAUCGCAUCUUCCAUGAACGCUUUCCUUUUGAGCUGGUCAAGAUGGAGUUUGAUGAGAAAGAGCUCCGAAAGGAAAUCAGCUAUGCUAUCAAGAACAUUCACGGCAUCAGGACGGGGCUUUUCACCCCUGACCUGGCCUUUGAGGCUAUAGUGAAAAAGCAGAUCCAAAAGCUGAAGGAGCCCACACUGAAGUGUAUAGAUAUGGUAGUGAGUGAACUCACCUCCACCAUACACAAGGGUAGUCAAAAGCUGGCUCAGUAUCCCAUGCUGAGAGAAGAGAUGGAGAGAAUUGUUACUCAGCACAUCAGAGACAGAGAAAGUCGCACCAAGGAGCAGGUGCUGCUGCAGAUAGACAUCGAGUUGUCUUACAUGAACACCAACCAUGAAGACUUUAUUGGAUUUGCAAAUGCUCAGCAGCGGAUCAACCAAAUGAACAAAAAGAAGACAGCUGGAAACCAGGAUGAAAUCAUGCCGGAGAGAGGAGCUAACGAUCGGUACAAGGUGAUCAGAAAAGGCUGGCUGACCAUCAACAACAUCGGCAUCAUGAAGGGAGGAGCCAAGGAGUAUUGGUUCGUCCUCACCGCCGAGUCCCUGUCCUGGUACAAGGACGAUGAGGAGAAGGAGAAGAAGUACAUGCUGCCAGUAGAUAACCUGAAGCUGCGUGAUGUGGAGAAAGGCUUCAUGUCCAGCAAGCACAUUUUUGCCCUCUUCAACACUGAACAGAGAAACGUGUAUAAGGACUACCGUCAGCUGGAGCUGGCCUGUGAAAGUCAGGAGGAUGUGGACGCGUGGAAGGCCUCUUUCCUCAGGGCCGGAGUUUAUCCUGAGCGAGUGACGAGUGACAGCGGUGGCGAUGAAAAUGGCUCUGACAACUUCAUGCACAGCAUGGACCCUCAGCUGGAGCGACAGGUGGAGACAAUCCGCAACCUGGUGGAUUCCUACAUGGCCAUUGUCAACAAGACCGUUCGUGAUCUGAUGCCAAAGACCAUCAUGCACCUCAUGAUAAAUAACACAAAAGAGUUCAUCAACGCUGAGCUGUUGGCUCACCUCUACUCCUGUGGAGACCAAAACACUCUGAUGGAGGAGUCUCAGGAACAGGCGCAGCACCGUGAUGAGAUGCUCCGGAUGUAUCAUGCCCUGCGAGAGGCCCUCAGCAUCAUCGGGGACAUCAGCACCACCACCGUGACCACCGCCAUGCCACCACCUGUGGACGACUCCUGGCUACAAGUGCAGCGGGGUGGCUCCGGAGGGAGGUCUCCUGCAACCAGUCCAACUCCAAACCGCAGGGCUCCUCCGGGACCUCCAGCCCGUCCGGGGUCUCGUGGACCUCCACCUGGGCCUCCUCCUGCUGGGGGACCCCCUGUCCCAUCUCGUCCUGGAGCCUCGCCUGACCUCCAUGGUGGGCCUCCGCCCACUGUGCCCUCCAGGCCUAAUCGUGCACCCCCAAGUGUGCCCAGUCGGAGACCCCCACCUUCUCCAACCCACUAGACCUCCAAGCUCCUUCCCCUGUCUGUCUGUUCAUCCUCUGGAUGAGAGGCCUCUGUGGACGACUGCCCCACCCUGCUGACGCCAUCAACCUCAAGUGGCCCACACAGGCUCCCUCCCUCCUUCCUCCUCCUCAAAAAUAACUCACCUCCUCCUUUUCCUCCGCCUCCCAACCUCCCUCACCUGUCUGUUUACACAAAGAUGCAGAAUACUUGAAUCUCAUUUGCUUGGCAGAGUUUUUACCUUAGAGACAAUUUAAUAGGUCAUAAUAGACAAAUGGGUUAUGUAGCACACACAUAGAGUAAAUCUAAGCAAAUUCACUUCAGAACGUUUCUAAAACAGCUUCUUCAUGUUUUAGCAUGAUGCUAAUGAGCCUUUCAGUUAAAUAGUUUCACUGUUUUCCUUAAUAACAUUUGUUUUAUCAUAUUUUUUGUUUUAUUACUUAAAACUUGCUCUUACUUAAAGAAAUACUUUACUUAAAAGUGCAAGUCUAAUACUCUUAUUGCCUGUAAUGUUUGCAGAUAAAAGCUAUUCCAAACACACAGCAAAGCAAUAACGCAAUAUAUACGAUGUAAACAUUACUUUAACUGGGUCUCAAAAGCAUUGUUGGAACCAUACCAAGCGAAUGCACAACAGAGACCUUAAACUUAUUGAUAAUAAGCCUCAUACAGGUGAUUUUAUGCAUGUUUUGACAUUUCAAAGACUUUUAUCUCGGCUUUUGGAGGAGAAAAAUUAGUCAUUGUUUAUCUCCUUUGCAGAAUUUCAAGCUCAGAGAUAAAAAAAAUCAAAGCAUGUUUGGAGUAUUUCUUUAAGGGUCACGAUGCAAGCUCAACAUAUCUGGAGAAUGCAUCAUUUAACCUUGGUUUACGUAUUAUUGUUCAUUGUUGAAUUGAGGUUUUCAUCAUUUCUUGUGCUCGCUCCAAAAUUAUGUGAGAAUGCACCCGAGCCCUGUUUGAUUAGAUCUUAGAAACAUGUAAUUGAUUUCUCUGUUCCUUGUACUGAUUUUGUUGGGGUUCUUCACGUUUCCGUCCACUUAAGGUUUUGCUUUGUCUCUUAUUCUUUUAAAACUGGGCCAACAAGGGCGUGCCCUCUCAUACCGGGAGCCCCUUGCCACCGUUCAUCUCUAAGAAGAAUGCCCCUUUUAGCUCCAUCUUUCUGAUUUUAAAAUAUUCGUUACAACUAAACCUCCACUCACUCUUUCUCUCAGAUGAGGCAGGAGGACUGAAAAUAAAAGAAAGAAGGAAUGGAUCGCCUCCUCCAGACCAUUCAGGGAAGGGCUGCUUUUUGCCUCCUUGCCAUCCUCCUCCUCCUUUGCCUUGGAUGCAUCUCGUGCGUCAGCCUGCAGGAAGUGAAACUCCUGCUUACCUUCAACACUCUUUAGGAGACUUUCAUCCUCACAGCUCUAUCCUGAAGCUGCUGCUUGUGCUUUCAGAGAACCUAUGCAACAAACCGAACGGUUUUCGCUUUUCCUGAGGAAAAUUAUCCCCACCUCUGUUUUUUAGCCACAUAAAUCUUUAUUGUGACACAGAAGAACGUGAUUAGCUAUUUGAGCGGUGGUAGAUUUAGUGGCUUGUGUUACUUUUUAAAGGAUGGUCAGAUGUUAUUAUCCAGAGGUUCCUGAUGGGGACGUCUGGCUUCUACACUCAAAAUCAGGGUUGAUCACAGAAAGAUCAGGGAACCAUCUCAUCCAACUUAAUGAUUUGCUUCUUUUGUCUUCCCUUUUCUUUUUUUCUUUCCUUCUCCCAGCGGUCAGGGGGGUGAGUGAGAACACAGUCUAUUCACAAAACCCAUGAUGAGCCCUCGCUGAAUUAAAUCCUUCGUUGAAUCCCUUUUUUUGCUACAGCUGAACUUUGCUGUCAGUGUGAUGUGUUGUGUUUUGAGCCCCAAACACCCCUUCCUCUCACACACACACACACACACACACACACACACACACACACACACACACACACACACACACACACACACACACACACACACACACACACACACACACGCGCGCGAAUAAUUUACCCCACUGCACUCCCUUCUUGUGCAUCCUUGUUUUUCACCUCUGCAGAGUAAACUCAUCAAAGCAUAUUGUAUUUAUUGUUAUUUAUUUAAUUAAUGUGCUAUUGUUAUUAUUAUUAUGUAUAUGUAUGAUAUAUCUUAUUGGAUUUGUUCUCUCCCAUAGGAUCUAGUCUGCAGCAUAUGGAUCAGCAGAUAAAAUUAGUAAUUCAUGUUUAAGAUAGAAUAUUUAAAAGUAAACUUAUAAAAUCAGCAUUUCAGAUGCAAAUGAUUAUUGGGAGGUUGUUUGAUGUUGUUGUUUGAAGCUGGGGGAGGGUGUUUUUUGGUUUUGUUCAUCUGUGAAAGGAAAGCAACUGUAACAUAAAUGAGAAGGACUGUUCUACUCCAUCAUUACAAUAAACCCCUCCAUGUACUGCAUAA
Messenger RNA from Nothobranchius furzeri (turquoise killifish), 5236 nucleotides. The record is from RefSeq and is a predicted model, not a curated record. Lineage: Eukaryota; Metazoa; Chordata; Actinopteri; Cyprinodontiformes; Nothobranchiidae.